This is a messenger RNA of Aricia agestis (brown argus), 2306 nucleotides long. RefSeq lists its product as uncharacterized. The record is from RefSeq and is a predicted model, not a curated record. NCBI's taxonomy places the organism in Eukaryota, Metazoa, Arthropoda, Insecta, Lepidoptera, Lycaenidae. Gene Ontology annotation, molecular function: nucleic acid binding; zinc ion binding. Bases 84 to 2306 code for a protein of 740 amino acids. The transcript has 2 exons.
CCUCAUCAACAUCGGUCAUCGUCAUCACUCGCAUUUAAGUAUUGUUUUGAUUUUUGUUGGCUGCAUUAUUAUUGGUUCCAAAUAUGUCAGUUUCAUGUGAGGAUUCUAGUAAGCUCACUGUGGAGGAAAAUGAAAGGAAACUUAUCAGGAAGCGAGGUAUUUGUAAACAAAAAUUAACACAUUUUAAAAAAUAUUUAGAAACAUUAGAGUCAUCUCUUUCAGCUGUAAAGAUUUGUGAGUUAAAUUUGAGAUUAUCUAAAAUAGAGGAAUUGUACACAGAAUUUGAUCUCAUCCAAUCUGAAAUCGAAAUUAUCUCCCAAAUUCCAGAGCAUCAGUUCACGGAGCGGGAGGAGUUCGAACUCACUUAUUUCGAAACAUUGGCAACUGCACGCGAGCUGAGCGGCCGCCAUGCAGAGGCUAAUGCUACGAGCAACACUACGGGCAGCGAGACGGGUACAGUACUUGCCGCACCAACAGGUCUGAAAUUACCCACUAUUAAGUUGCCUACAUUUUCUGGUCAGUAUCAAGAUUGGCUUGAGUUUCAUGACACAUUUACCUCUCUUAUACACAACAAUAACACAAUACCAAAUAUCAAUAAGUUUCAUUAUUUGAGGGCUGCAUUAAAGGAUACAGCGGCUUUAGUUAUACGUUCUCUUGAAUUUUCCUCGGAAAACUAUGAAGUUGCUUGGGACUUGCUGUGUGAUAGGUUUAAUAAUGAUCGAGUGUUAGUUAACAGUCACAUCACUAAUUUGUUUAAUAUGCAACCAAUUUACAAGGAAUCAGCCCAGGCUUUGCGGGGCAUAAUUGAUAGUACUAAUCGAAAUCUCAGGGCUCUGAAUACCCUGAAGCUGCCUACAGAUCAGUGGGACAUACUCAUUAUUCAUUUUGUAGCUGCUAAAUUGGACCCUAGCACAAAUAGGGAAUGGGAGGAAGAGAGAAACAAAAUGAAAGUUCUUCCGACCCUUAAAGAUUUUUAUGAAUUUUUGAAAUCUCGUGCGGACAUGCUGGAGGCUAUGGGUGAGACAAACCUCAAACCUAAACAACAUAAAACGUUUAUUACCUCUCUGCAGCAGAGCAACGCUAAUACUAGUACUAGUAGGUUUGCUUGUCCAGUAUGUAAAAACAAGCACUCAAUUUAUAAAUGUUUUAAAUUUAAAUCAUUUUCCACUCCUAUGCGAAUUCAAAAGGCUAAACAAUUAGAUUUAUGCAUAAAUUGUUUGCGUUCAGGACAUAAAGAAAGGGAUUGCAAAUUAGGGCCAUGUCGUAUUUGCUCGCAACGACAUAACUCGUUAUUACAUGGACAGCAGCCAAGUUCUACUUUGGAUUCAGCUGCAAGUACCUCGUCCAGCGUAGUCCUCGCAGCGGCUGCACCACAGCUCGCUGCCCCUGCAUCGUCGCUCGCACCCCCCGCAUCUGUCUCGUCUCAUAGUGACAUAACGCUGUCGAAUACAGGAGGUAAAGUUGUUUUGCUUUCGACGGUUCUGCUAAAGGUUAAAGACAAGUAUGGGAAGGAACACCAUGUGCGGGCUUUGCUUGACAAUGGAAGCACGGCAAGCUUCAUAACAGAAAGCUUAUGCACUAAAUUGCAAUUGCCAUUUUAUUCUACUGCUGCGUCGGUAGAAGGAUUAAAUUAUCAGUCUUCACGUAUAACUAAACGUUGUGAAAUAAAUAUUGCUUCACGCAUGUAUCCAUACAAUGCGAAUGUCAGUUGUUUUAUAGUCCCUCACAUAACUCAAAACUUACCUACUAUGAUAAUUGAUGUCUCAUCAUUCCAAAUCCCCUCUGAAUUGAAUUUAGCUGACCCGAUGUUCCACACCCCUGAAAAAAUCGAAAUGCUGCUAGGUGCUGAUAUAUUCUGGAAUGUUUUAUUGAACAACAACAUUUCUUUGGGUAAGCACAAGCCCACACUUAGCGAUACGAAGCUGGGAUGGUUGGUCUCAGGUUCUGUACCGAGUUAUCAAGGUAUCCCUAAGCACUUCACCGUCCACUGCCAUCAUUUGUGUGAGAAUCAACUCCACUUUGAGAUGUCUAAAUUUUUCGAGUCUGAAACAAUUAAUAGACCUGAGAGUUUAACUCCUGAACAGAAACAGUGCGAACAAGAUUUUGUUGCCAAUACAAGGCGAGAUAGUGAGGGCAGGUUUGUGGUAAAAAUACCUUUUAAAGAGGAUCCAGAUACACUGGGUGACUCAUACAUUUCUGCUAGGGCUCAGUUCUUAGCAGUAGAACGAAAGAUGGCGCGACAGCCGAUUUUACAGGACAGCAUCGGCUCCCUUCUUAGCCACAAGGUGCUUACGAAAGCUUGCUGA